Messenger RNA from Penaeus monodon (black tiger shrimp), 492 nucleotides. Its product is annotated as cardioacceleratory peptide receptor-like. NCBI's taxonomy places the organism in Eukaryota, Metazoa, Arthropoda, Malacostraca, Decapoda, Penaeidae. Gene Ontology annotation, biological process: G protein-coupled receptor signaling pathway. Gene Ontology annotation, cellular component: membrane. The record is from RefSeq and is a predicted model, not a curated record. Gene Ontology annotation, molecular function: G protein-coupled receptor activity.
UACCUAUUACUGGUGCUCGUGUUGGUGUUCAUCUCCUGCGAGGUGCUGCUGCCGGUGUUUUACCUCAGGAUCUACUUCACUCUCUGGAGGCAAAAUUCCUAUUUCAAAGGCGGGCAGCGAGGGCACAGCGACAGCCGACGGACCAACAGCCUGCUCCCCAAAGCCAAGACGAAGACGCUCAAGAUGACCUUCGUAAUCGUCGUCACGUUCUUCGUCACAAAUACUCCGUACGUUAUACAGGAACUGGUGCUCGCCUUCGGCAAGAACCUCGACCCGAGCGUCAUCGCCAUAUUCGGCAUCAUCUCCGCCUCCAACUCCGCCCUGAACCCCUUCAUCUAUCUCCUCUUCUGCCCCAAGAACGAGAGCCGAUCCUCCGAGAGCUACCGCGUCACCUUCAAGAGCCGCUUCACCCUCAACGGCAGGACGGACAGCCAGCACACGCCAGCGUCCGCCCAGGACUCGCUCAUCUCCACCAGCAAGACCGGCAGAUGA